AUGCAGUCGCCCAGAAUCAGGCACUCGGCGGCCUUCAUGCCGGCGUCCGGAGCCGCCAUCUCGGCCGGUGGAGAAUGCGAUCGAGUCCUGCUGCACGUUCCCCCCUAUUCACAACGGCCAGCCAUUGCCCGAGCUCGCGAUACCAACAUUCAAAAUGACAUGGGGCACAAGUUGUUCCACUCAGUUCAGUGGGGACUCGGAAACCCCAUCGGCCAACAUCACGCAUUAUCGCUCAACCCUGCCCACGGUUGGACGACCGACUUGAGGGACGAUGACGGCAUCGUUCAAACGAAUGAAAGGCGGGGUGGGACGAAGGAGAAAUUCUGA
This is a messenger RNA of Colletotrichum orchidophilum, 327 nucleotides long. RefSeq lists its product as uncharacterized. The transcript is spliced from 2 exons. Lineage: Eukaryota; Fungi; Ascomycota; Sordariomycetes; Glomerellales; Glomerellaceae. The record is from RefSeq and is a predicted model, not a curated record. Bases 1 to 327 code for a protein of 108 amino acids.